UGUCGUAGAAAGCAUCCACCUGCUUUGGUAACAAGUCAAGACGCGUUGUUCAUCUUUCACCAAUAGUUCCACUUUCAUUCCGUCUCGUGAAAGAUGACUACAUCCGGUAGAGCAAAUAACCAUCUCUUGAUGAGGAGAAUGUUAAAUAAUAAUACGCAAGUGAAAACGGAUCACCACGGUUUUUGGUUUUCCGAGCUGGCGUUCAUCUUCGACAACGGCAACCCUUUCACGGGUAAGCUCCACCUGCGUUACCAAGAGAGGAAACCCUUACCGGUGGGUCCCCUUGGUAUCACCAUUUUGACGGACGACCAACCGGCUAAUUUCUUCCUGAACAAAACCGAUUUCCAGAUCAAGGGUGUGUCCUUUGCACGUGCAGAGUCGGUGAGUCUCAAUUACAAAAGAUGUGGCCGGCCCGAUCAGGAUGUAACUAUUAUUUUCCCCUGUUACAAAUCGAAGAACUUUUUUUUGGACGCUUUGACUGGUAGAAUCAGUCCUAAAAAUCCGAAUGAAGAACCAUCCACAACAGACGAAGUAUUUGUUUGAAUACAUGUUUUUGUUAUGUUAAUCCUAUAUUUAUAUAAUUUUUCCUAUUAUUCUUUAUGUGCUUAGUUAAAUAAUUAAUUAUAAUAUAAUUAUAAGUUAUGAUUUGAUUCCGUUUAUAUUCAAUAAAAAGUG
Messenger RNA from Harmonia axyridis, 675 nucleotides. RefSeq lists its product as uncharacterized. The record is from RefSeq and is a predicted model, not a curated record. The coding region runs from base 94 to 543 and encodes 149 amino acids. The transcript has 2 exons. NCBI's taxonomy places the organism in Eukaryota, Metazoa, Arthropoda, Insecta, Coleoptera, Coccinellidae.